This is a messenger RNA of Pyricularia grisea, 2083 nucleotides long. RefSeq lists its product as uncharacterized. Lineage: Eukaryota; Fungi; Ascomycota; Sordariomycetes; Magnaporthales; Pyriculariaceae. The transcript is spliced from 2 exons. Bases 983 to 1834 code for a protein of 283 amino acids. Gene Ontology annotation, molecular function: metallopeptidase activity. The record is from RefSeq and is a predicted model, not a curated record.
UCUCACGAUUAUGCGGGGGGAAUGCCAAGGCUGAGGUCGGAUAUUGGACUUGCCUGGAGAGGUCGCCAGUAACAUUUCAGCCUGACGUCCUGCCAAAAGCGGACACCAAACCGACGUUGUUCCCCGCUGCAUUCAGGAACCAAGAUAGCAGCCGACUGCCGGAUUCUGAGCGCGGCUGUCCCCCUGCAGCCGCAAGCAUGAGCAAUCCAGACGUCUCGAGCAAGCAAUUGGCUGAAUAUUGAGCCCGCUAGGCUUGAUCCAGCAGGUCUGUCUUGUCUGUAUCUGCCUUGUCCGUCUCCUUUCUUGCUGUAGGCCGCUACCGCAUUGCUUUUGCCAGAACACUCACAUCAAUCAUAUCACACGGUCCUCUCCUUCGACCCCUGUCUCACUCACGAAUGAUAGCGACCGGCCCUCUAUUCUCUCCAUACUCAUCCCUUCUGAUGUAGACUACUGGUGCAUUCCCCCGGCAUUCGUUUUCCACAGGCCCACCAGAAUUUACCGCUCUCACCUACCAUUUCGAUUCACUGCCCGUCAAUGAGAAUAUGAAACCCACCGCUUACACCCAUUCCAUCUCAGCUCAGCUCGGGAGUCCCACCAUCAUUCCGACUAGCCGACCUGCUUCAUUCGACUUGACACCCAUCCGCGAUGCCACGCUGCGAUUUCAAUUCGGCAGGUGUCUUGGCCUCUUGGACAUUGGUCCCACACCGUGAUCAAGCCUUGUGUGGUGGAUUACGGGAAUAUCUCCUUUAACCUCCUUGCCUCGGUAUAGCCGCCGACUGUCAAUGUUCAACAUAAAAAGCAGCCAUGGACGCUCUUUUCAGUCUCGUCUUUCUCGGAAGUCAGGAGCUACCGGCCAGAACAUCCUACCGCUACACUACCAGCCUCAUCAUCUCCGGCAUUACCAUCUCUCGCUGUUCCGCAUAUUAAUUUAUAGCGGUACUUUUAUCAGCAGCUGUAGCAGCUCUCCCAGUCGACCGUCAUCAUGCAGAUCAACUUUGUCAAGUCCUUCCUUUUCGCCCUGGCGGCUUCGUCCGUCAGCGCCCUCGCUGUCGACACCGAGUUCCGCUGUGGUGCUCCCGAGCCCAGUGCCGAGUUGAUGGAGGCCUCUGCCAUCAUGGCCAUCGCUGAGGCCGAGGCUGCCGCCAACGGCACCCUUGCCACCCGCCAGAGCGCCCUCACCAUCGACACCUACGUCCACGUCGUUGCCACCUCCACCUCUGCUUCUGCCGGCUACCUUUCUGACGCCACCAUCCAGUCGCAGCUGCGUGUGAUGAACGAGGACUACGCUCCCUCGGGCAUCCAGUUCGUCCUCAAGGGCACUGACCGCACCGUCAACUCCCAGUGGGCCAGUGACAGCGGCGAGACCGCCAUGAAGACUGCUCUCCGCAAGGGAACCUACAAGGACCUGAACCUGUACUUCCUGUCCAGCAUUCCCGGUGGCAUCCUGGGCUACUGCUACUUCCCCACCUCGGCCACCACCUCCAACAUCCGCCUCGACGGUUGCACCAUCGCCUCUGGCACCGUCCCCGGUGGCAACAUCAGCAGGUUCAACCUGGGCAAGACCGCCGUGCACGAGAUCGGUCACUGGUUCGGUCUCUACCACACCUUCCAGGGUGGCUGCAACGGCUCGGGUGACCUGGUCGACGACACUCCUGCCCAGGCUAGCGCCAGCAGCGGCUGCCCCGUCGGCCGUGACAGCUGCCCCAACCAGCCCGGUCUUGACCCCAUCCACAACUACAUGGACUACUCUGACGACUCUUGCUACGAGGAGUUCACCCCUGGCCAGAACGCCAGGAUGUCGAGCAUGUUUUCUCAGUACCGUGCUGGCAAAUAAGCGGCUUCGACAAAGGGUGGCGGCUGAUGGUUGAUGGUUGAUGAUGAUGAUGAUUAGAGCGACGGUGGCGGUUAAUAGAUAACGGUACUGUGAUGGUUAACCUACAAGCUGGUGGGUGUAUAUAGCGGUUGGAUCUUGGAUUGUUUUGAUGACUAUGCUGCGGAUAGUCUCCUAUGUCUAUAAUCUGCGCAAUAUUCUUGUAUAUAUUAGAAGCGUUAGACUAAGGCUACUUAUAUAUGUCAAACUCUC